CCCAGGAUGUCCAUGCUCGCUGAGCCCCGGAGGAAACAGAAGUGGUCUGUUGACCCCAGGAACAGCGCCUGGAGCAAAGAUGAGUCCAAAUUUGGCCAGAAGAUGCUGGAGCGAAUGGGCUGGUCCAAGGGCAAGGGCCUGGGCAGGACUGAGCAGGGCGUCACCGACCAUAUCAAAGUAAAAGUUAAAAACAACAGCUAUGGGUUGGGAACCACUGCCAGCUAUGAGGACAACUGGAUUGCUCACCAAGAUGACUUCAAUGAGCUCCUUGCUCAGCUGAACAACUGCCACGGUCAAAAUACCAGCAAAGAACCUCCACCAGAGGAACAGAAAGGCUUCAGCUUGGAAGAGAAAUCCAAGACCUCCAAAAAGAGGGUCCAUUACAUGAAGUUUACCAAAGGAAAGGACCUGUCCUCCCGCAGUGAAAAUGACCUGAAUUGCAUCUUUGGAAAGAGAGGACAAUCUGCCAAAGAACAAGAGCAGGAGAGCAACAGCAGUGAUUCUCAGGGGGAGACGGAGGAGAAGGUGACUAUUGCUGCUACCGAACUGGAUACGGAGGCCAUCACCCAGACUGUGACCAGUACGCUCAAUAUGCAGCAGUACUUUGCGCAGCGAAUGGCUCAGUUGAAGAAGGCUCGGGGACAGGACCCACGUGAGACAUCCCAGGCGGACGCAGGGACCAGCGAGACGUCAACUCCAUCCGAGGAACCCAUCCACAUUAGCAACAACAAUACGGAGGAGCCCAAGAAGAAGAAAAAGAAGAAGAAGAAAAAGGCUACGAAUGAGUUGGAAGUGGUAGAAGACAAUUUUAGUUCUCCCAUUGCAGUGGAAGACAGCGAGAACCAGGAGCAGGAACGUAAAAAGAAAAAGAAGAAGAAAAAGAGGAAAAUGGCAGAAAUCGAAGGAGCUUCAGACGAGAACUGCAGCUCCACCUCUGGUGUGGAGCAGAACUGUGAGGAGCAGCCUCCUUCCAAAAAGAAAAAGCUUAAAAAACUAAAUGGACACGAGCCAUCUGACGAUCAAACUGUAGAAUCGGAGGUUGUUCCGAAAGAGGAACACAGAGAGGAGGGCGAUGUUGUAGAGGUGGUAGUGCAGAAGAAAUCUAAAAAAAAGAAGAAAAAGAAGAAACAUCAAGAAUAGGUGCAGUCAGGGGUAUGGAUGAGUCCUUUAGUCUUUAAGCUCAUACUUAUGGAAAAUGUCUUAAGAGCUAAUCAACCUUAAAACCUGUUCCACAGCGAGAAGAAAAGAGGUUUGAUAUUUGAUCACUCUGCCCAGUAAAGCCACUAAGUUGUACUGGUGGACACACUAUGGUAGUGACUCAUUUGUCACAAAACAAGCAUAUAUAGCCUAGAAAAUGUUAAACUAUCCCUUUAAAUUUUCUACAAGGCUAUCUCUUUAUGUAAUGCCUGAACUAUAUAAAUAGAGAGGAUUGACAGAUAUUAAAAUAAACUGUAUACAACUAGGGUCACACUCGGUAGAACGCAACCUCUGUCAAGGCCGAACGAUCUUAAAGUUAAAAGAAAUCCUGGAUCAGCCAAAUCCAAAUCCACACCAAAAUUGAAUUGGUUCCUCUCAGGCGAAGGUCCAAAGCCUCCACUGUGUUUGGUAGAAAUUUACAUAAUCCUACAGACAAGGUGAAAAUAUUACACAUUGGGGGUUAAUAAUUUCGUGAAACUAACAAGCUCAAUUUCAUUAAAUCUGUGAUAUGUCGACUGAAUAAAAUCAAAUUUCUACUAUUCUACCAACUUUUUAAGAACAGCUUUCAGCUCAGUCUGUCGUCUUUACAAUUGCUAUCAUUUUGCAUGUUUCCAUCUUUUUUUGCCAACAGCUAUUUAUCAGAUUCUUAAAUCAAGAUCUCUUUAUAUUGUUAAAGCAAAGCAACACAGUGACAGUUUUUAGCUUUUGUUAAAAACGACAGAAGCACAUGAAAUGGGUCUGUGGUGUUAUAUGAACAGAUGUAAUUUGAUGGUGUUUUGGACUCUUUCUCAUCAGAUUCAUGAACUGUAAGCAAAUCCCCUUUUAAAUAAAUCCAAAGGUUUAUCCAUGA
Limanda limanda (common dab) is the source of this 2047-nucleotide messenger RNA. RefSeq names its product PIN2 (TERF1) interacting telomerase inhibitor 1 (gene pinx1). The record is from RefSeq and is a predicted model, not a curated record. Gene Ontology annotation, biological process: regulation of ribosome biogenesis. NCBI's taxonomy places the organism in Eukaryota, Metazoa, Chordata, Actinopteri, Pleuronectiformes, Pleuronectidae. The transcript is spliced from 7 exons. Gene Ontology annotation, cellular component: nucleolus. Gene Ontology annotation, molecular function: telomerase inhibitor activity; nucleic acid binding. The coding region runs from base 7 to 1140 and encodes 377 amino acids.